CUCUUUGCACACUUGGUUUGGGAAAAUCUGGGAUUGAUUUUAAUGGGGAGUCGCCAGCCCGUAGCUCGUUUUACUCAUGGAUGUGCUGGGCAGCCUUCAUUUGGUUUGAGCGUCCGGCGCGGAUGGGUCCGGCUCUCCUAUCCUCUCAUCUGCGUCAUCCUUUUGUGAUUCUUCAAUAUCAUCAAAGGCGCAGGAGAGAGAAAACAGGCUGCUUUGCGUUUGGAGAGAGCACCAUCUGACAGGAAGAGACUAAAUAGUUUAGUUUGGAUCUCCCUGAAGUGUUUUUUCUUCUUUUUAAUUCAGCAACACAAACGACUUGUGGAAAGACUGGAGUCAGAGGUCAGUGAGCUCAGACACUUUCUGUCCACGGACUCACGCUAAUAACAGAAUUUGGACGCAUCUCUCCAGAGAGACCUGGCUUCUGCACAAAGUCUUCUGGGUGCAUAGAAAGUCUCAUCUCUUCAAACGUGCUGACUCAUUUUAGAGCAAAGGCCUGUGGAAGCAGAAUGAGUGAAACUUGGUGGUGCCCACUGGGCCUGUUCUUUUUGAUAAGCUCAGCCUCCACCCAUAGUUCCACCAAUCCUUUUGCAGGACAACAAACCCCUCUUGACCCAUGCUAUGACGAUACAGGAGCAGCCCGCCGCUGCAUCCCUGAGUUUAUCAACGCUGCUUUUGGUAAGGAUGUGACUGUGUCGAGUGUCUGCGGCCGGCCUCCAUCCCGCUCUUGUAGUGUUGUUGAGCGAAGUGAUGAGCGGCCCUCUGUACGCACGUGCCAAAUCUGUGAUGCAUCGGACCCCCGCCGUUCUCACUCUGCAUCCUACCUCACCGACCUCAACUCGGCCCACAACCUCACCUGCUGGCAGUCGGAGAAUCUGAACACCUCUCCACACAAUGUGACCCUUACCCUGUCAUUGGACAAAAAGUUUGAGAUCACUUACGUUAGCCUGCAGUUCUGCUCACCACGUCCAGAGUCCCUGGCCAUAUAUAAGAGCAUGGACUAUGGCAAAACAUGGAUGCCCUACCAGUUUUACUCGUCACAGUGCAGACGUAUGUACAACAGGCCAAACAAAGCAACCAUUACCAAGCAGAAUGAGCAGGAGGCCCUUUGCAGUGACGGACACACUGACCUGUACCCACUUUCUGGAGGUCUCAUUGCUUUCAGCACUCUGGAUGGAAGACCCUCUGGAAAAGACUUUGACAACAGCCCUGUCCUUCAGGACUGGGUCACUGUCACUGAUAUACGAGUGGUUUUUAGCCGGCCUCAGCUACCGCGGGAGCUUCCACUGGGCUCCGGAAGCAACAAUGGGGGGAGGGACGAUGACCCAAUGGCAGUGACAUCAACACUGCCAACAUAUUUCUAUGCAGUUGGAGACUUCCAGGUGGGUGGGAGGUGUAAAUGCAAUGGCCACGCUUCCCGCUGUCUGAAAGACAAGGAUGGCAAACUGGUGUGUGACUGCAAACACAACACAGAAGGGCCUGAAUGUGACCGCUGCAAGCCCUUUCACUACGACCGGCCGUGGCAGAGGGCCAAUGCUCGAGAGGCCAACGAGUGUCUGCCAUGCAACUGCAACCUGCACGCCCGUCGAUGUCGAUUCAACAUGGAGCUGUACAAGCUGUCAGGAAGGAAGAGUGGAGGGGUCUGCAUGAACUGCCGUCACAAUACGGCCGGACGCCACUGUCAUUACUGCAAGGAGGGCUUUUACAGAGACAUGGCCAGACCGAUCUCUCACAGGCGAGCCUGCAAAGCCUGUGACUGCCAUCCUGUGGGCGCAGCAGGCAAGACGUGCAACCAGACCACAGGCCAAUGUCCCUGCAAGGACGGUGUCACUGGCAUUACCUGCAACCGCUGUGCCAAGGGCUACCAGCAGAGCCGCUCACCUGUGGCCCCCUGCAUCAAAAUCCCUGUGGUCAACCCCACAGCUGUGGUGAGCAGCACAGAGGAGCCAGCAGACUGUGAGUCCUAUUGUAAACCAGUGAAGGGCAACUUGAAGAUCAACAUGAAGAGGUUUUGCAAAAAGGAUUAUGCGGUCCAAGUGAACGUGCUGGACAUGGAGACAGUUGGGGACUGGGCCAAGUUCUCAGUUAGUGUGGUGUCAGUGUACAAAAGCCGAGGGGAACCCCUGAAGAGAGGUGACAACAUCCUGUGGGUGCAUAUGAAAGACCUGGCCUGCAAAUGCCCCAAAAUCCAGAUGAGCAAAAGAUUCUUGGUAAUGGGUGGCAUUGAAGGAGGAACAGGUUCAGUUGGGGGAGGAGGAGUCGGGCCUGGAGGCGGGGCUUCCAAUUCUGGGACGGAGCGCGUUGGCUUGGUGGCUGACAAGAACAGCCUGGUGAUCCAAUGGAGGGACCCUUGGAAGUUACGUCUGAGGAGGUUCCAACGCAAGGAGAAGAAUGGGAAAUGUGGCAAAGCGUGAUUGGAAAGCAGCACUCGUCACUACCUCUCCUUUUACCAAACACUUCCAUAAACUCUGACAGUUUUCCUUAUCUGAAUCAUUUCUCCACCUCUAAUGUGGGAACACUGCACAGUAUAAAAAAACUGCAUGUACCCUACCUGUUUUAAGGACCACAUUUUGUGUAUAUGUAUGAUGAUUUUCCUUUUGACUGUUCAAGGUUCAUCUUUGUUAUGCCACUUAUUUUGUCUGAUUGGUUUGCCUUAAAAAGGGACCAUAAAAAAGGGUUUGAAUAAUAGACAAGAGCAGCCUCCAUUCCCUGAAUUCAUGACUCGUCCACUUUCUACAACCUCUUCGACCUCCAACUGUUAAGACUUUCAACCUUCAAUGUUCUGAAAGAAAGAUUUUAUUUCACCUUGAUUGUCACCUAUGAAUUGACUGAUUUCAACAAGACAAGCUGCUCACCGCCUUGUGUUUUAUAAUUGAAAUCUACUCAGCUUUGAUCAGGACUAGCAGACAUCUAACUGACACAUGAGAUGGGCCUACUUGCUCCAAAUCUUCCUAGUGGCAUCUUCAACUCAUCCCAACAAGAUUCAAGGGCUCCCUUUGCAUGGAUAAACCUCCCCUUAUCACUGUUGCUGCCACAAGACAGUCCCCAUGUGGGAUCUUUUAUCUAUAAACAUGGGAUCCCAUUGCUCGUGAUACUUUUUAUGUUUCAUACGGCUACUUGUGAUCAUGUGCAUUCAUUUUUCAACCAAAUCUGCAUUUGGGAUCUGUAUAACUGAAAGCAUAAUAUACCCUUUUUUGUGUAUGUGAGUCAAAUUGUAGACAUGUGGGGCUGUGCCUCUUCACCACCGCUUCCUUUAAUGAAGUCAUGACUCAUUGCAUGUCACGACUUUCUGGACAAAAGAUUAAGUGGCAUGGACAAAUGGCUGGAGUUUAAAAACAAUACAGCAUUCCCAGAGACCUUUUUGCCUAAUGGAUAAUGUCUUCCGCUGGUUACCGUCUUCCAGAUGUUGCUGCGUGACCAACAUCAUUCUUUGUAUUUAACAUGUAUCUGUAGACUGACAGGAGUUUUCUUGCCAAAAUAAGAAGGGAGAGUUCCAUUUAUGCAGUAAAUAGAGAGGAGGGGAGAGGUAAACUCACGGCUGUGUUGUUCUCCAGUAUACUUUGACAAAAUGAAUGAGACUGGGAACGUUUUGGCCCUUGCUGAUUGUAUUAUGACAUGAGGGGAUCGUGUUCCACCUCUCAUGCGUUUUGUUUUGUUUGCAUGUUUGUGGUUUUUUGCUGGUCCAUCAAAACCUUACAGUUAGCAGAGAAGGGAAUAAACCAAUGUGAAGAUUUGAGGUCCCAAGGAAAGUUUCCCAAAUCAUCCACCACUUUUUCACCCUAAAGCAUAAACCUGCCAUUGUUUUUGCCAAGUAAGUAUAAUCAGAUUUUAUUCAAUUAGGAGACUAUGAAAAAAAUUCAAACCACCAAGAGACUCGCCUGGCUGUUCUCCAGUCUGUUACUACAAUCAUUAAAGGACAUUAAGAUGUGUACAGGAAUAGAUAAAGAUGUCCCAUUUUUAUUUUGAUAAUUUGUUUGGCUUGCCAGUUUUCUGAAAGGGUUUACACUUUGCUUUCAUCUGUGUGUCAGCCACCAGACUCCUCAAAUGAUCUGUUUAACUUGUAGUGCAUGUUGUGGAUUUCAUGUUAGAGUUAUGUGACAGCACGGGAGGGCCUCUGCCAGACCCCUCGGUGCUGCUUUGGUGAUGCGCUGUAGCUCUUUUGAGAAUAUAAGUAAAGACACCAAAUACUGUCCCCAUGCUCUGAUUAAAUAAGUGAUGCACCAACAUAAACAUUUUGGGCCGAUACCGAUAUCUGAUGUUAAAAUCACUGUAAUGGACAAUAACCGAUAUUUGCCGAUACUGAUUUACUGACAUUAAUGCUUCUAAAAUCAGCAGAUUUUGUAUGGAAAGAAAAUUAUUAAAGCUGAAUUUACAUUAUUGUGUACAGACACCACACACAUUUACUCCUCUGAGAUAAUUACAAUCAUUAUCACAUGACUAAACAAACACACUUCACCCCCUCUGACAAAGAUAAACAAAAGGAAACAAGCUGGAAAAAAUAUUGGUUUGUUAAAAUUGGCCCAGUUUUAUUUAUCGGACCGAUACGAUAUGUUAAAAAUUACUGACAUUGGCCAAUACACAUAUUGAUGCCGAUAUAUCGUGCAUCCCUAGAUUACCAUAAUUUCCGGACUAUAGAGCGCACCUCAAUAUAAGCCGCACCAGGCUAAAAGCCGCAGAUAUCUACCAGAUAUCUACUGAAUUGAAAACGUAGUUUAACUGAACGUAACUGAACUGAUCAGUAUCAAACAAAACAGAAAAGUUAUUAAUUAGUUUAUUCAUCGUCCUCCUGCGUACUGAAACCACUGAAAUCAUCUUCUUCUUCAGUGUCGGAGUUGAUCAGCCUCAGAAGAGCUUCGUCACAAACCUUUUCUGUGGUGAUGUCAGUGUCGCUGUCCGUGUUGCUGUCAUCAUCCCGGGGUGAAGCUGGGAAAACAAGCAGCGCCGUUUUCCUGUGAAAAAAAUCCUCCUGGGCGCCUUCCGUAGCACUCCUUUAACCAUUCCUUCAUUAGACUUUCCAGCAUCCAUCCUUUCUGGUUGACUAAAGCCGCACCUCAUUAUAAGCCGCAUGGUUCAAAGCGUGGGAAAAAGUAACAGCUUAUAGUCCGGAAAAUAUGGUUAAUCAUUGUUGUUUUUUUUUAAAUAAGAACACGAAUGGCAUGAUGGUUCUGUUAAACUGGUGAGAUUUUUCACAACAGUGUGCAUUUUUAUGAUUCAACAAAUCACAAACAAAAAUGGUGAACUUGGAUGUUUCCAAAAAAUAUAUUUAAAAUCUUGACAGAAACUUUCCAAGGAUAUUGAAAUAAGACAAAAAUGUUGAAUUAAAGUUAAUUUUGUCACAGUAGCAAGUAACAGCCUUCUCACCCUGAUAUUUGACUCCUCAUGAUGGAUCGGCCACUGCAGCACACUACAGUCUUCUUAAACAAUUUACUUUGAGUUUCACAUUUGCUCCAUUGGCUCCAAGGUCUCCCUCAUUUGAAGUGCCCACCCUGAAUGCUGGAACGUUAGAAUUCAUUUUGCUCUCACUGAAGCUAUUUAGUGAGUCUCACAGGGAGCGUUGUCCUGUUGUUUUACAUUAACAUGCCUGGGAGCUUGGCAGCAGAAGUGAGGUUUUACUUCAUUUUUAAACACCCCCCCCCCCCCC
This is a messenger RNA of Nothobranchius furzeri (turquoise killifish), 5638 nucleotides long. RefSeq names its product netrin 2 (gene ntn2). Gene Ontology annotation, molecular function: protein binding. NCBI's taxonomy places the organism in Eukaryota, Metazoa, Chordata, Actinopteri, Cyprinodontiformes, Nothobranchiidae. Gene Ontology annotation, biological process: tissue development; animal organ morphogenesis. The record is from RefSeq and is a predicted model, not a curated record.